ACGCCAAGUGGCCGGCAAAGGAUGCAAACGUGGAAGCUUCUGCUGGCGCUGGCGGUCGCGGCCGAGAUCGCGGGCGCCGAGAAGGGCGCGGUCGCCAAGUCCAAGUCGGCGCAGGAUCAGGUCAGCGAAGUGGCGUUGGCGGUCGACGGCGACGUGCGGGCCAAGGCGGUGACGGACGCCGACGACGAGGCCAUGCUGCUCACCGCGUUUCGCGCAAAGAAGAAGGCGUCGCACGACGGCGCGAGCACGUCGCUGCGCUGCCGCAUGUGUGGCGCGCAUCUCGCCUGGAAGACCGACGCGAUGGCGCUGCCGGCCGCCACGAAAGGCCGGGCCAAGAGCUACCGGCACGAAGCGGGCUUGGGCGACGCAGGCGAAGUCACCUACUUUGACGGGCCACUCGGCGAUGAAUUUGAGCUCGCGGCUUUUGAGCUCACCGAGGCCAGCGCGACCGAGAGCUACUCGGAGGAAAACUCGUUCUUUGACGACUACAACUGGCGUGUCUUGACGUGCCCCCGCUGCGCGCGCCACGUGGGCUGGAAAUUUACCCACGACCUCCAAGAGCAGUGCAUGAAGAUGGCCAAGCAGCACUUGGCGCCAGCGCCAUCGGUAGCCGCGAUCGCCGAGCUCAAGGCGACUGUCAACGCGGCGUUUGCGAAGCAAAAGUGCCACGUCAUGGCCAACGGCUGGUGGAGCUACCAAGUGUGCUACGAGAGCGAAGUCCGCCAGUUCCACGAGGAGGCCGACGGAAGUCGCCCGUUCGACUGGAGCAUGGGCCGCUUCACCGAAGACCGCAGCACCGAGAAGGAAGUCGUGCACUACUACACCGGCGGCCAGACCUGUGAUGAGAACGGCCAGGCGCGGGCGACGACCGUCAAGUACGUGUGCUGCGCCGAGCAACCGGAGAUUGCAGUCGACACGAUCGAUGAGCCAAGUCUGUGCCAAUACAACAUCCGCGUCUGCGUCCCGUCGCUCUGUGCGGCAUCGUCAACGCCCGAAGUGGUAGCAAAGAAGACGGCCGAGCAGCGCGAGCUCGAAGCCACGUGCUCGCGCAUCGUUGGCGAGGCGGCGCCCAACGUGCUAUCGCAUUUUUACACGCUUCUGUGGCCCGACACGCUCGCCGACGACAGCCGCGACCUCGCGUGGGCCCACGGUCUCAGCGCCGUCACGUCCAUCAUGUCAAUACGUCCGUCAUCUCCAUCGUGUUCCUUUGUAUAA
This is a messenger RNA of Saprolegnia parasitica CBS 223.65, 1215 nucleotides long. RefSeq lists its product as hypothetical. The coding region runs from base 22 to 1215 and encodes 397 amino acids. Gene Ontology annotation, cellular component: endoplasmic reticulum lumen. The transcript is spliced from 7 exons. The record is from RefSeq and is a predicted model, not a curated record. Lineage: Eukaryota; Oomycota; Saprolegniomycetes; Saprolegniales; Saprolegniaceae. Gene Ontology annotation, biological process: endoplasmic reticulum unfolded protein response; retrograde protein transport, ER to cytosol.